GGAGGAGGAGGAGGAGGAGGUGGCGGCGAGAAGAUGGCGACUUCGAACAAUCCGCGGAAAUUCAGCGAGAAGAUCGCGCUGCACAACCAGAAGCAGGCAGAGGAGACAGCGGCCUUCGAGGAGGUCAUGAAGGACCUGAGCCUGACGCGGGCCGCGCGGCUCCAGCUCCAGAAGUCUCAGUACCUGCAGCUGGGCCCAAGCCGGGGCCAGUACUACGGUGGGUCCCUGCCCAACGUGAACCAGAUCGGGAGUGGCACCGUGGAUCUGCCCUUCCAGCCCAGCGGAUAUCUGGGGGAGGCCCUGGCGGCGGCUCCUGUCUCUCUGACACCCUUCCAGUCCUCGGGCCUGGACACCAGCCGAACCACCCGGCACCACGGGCUGGUGGACAGAGUAUACCGAGAGCGUGGCCGGCUGGGCUCGCCACAUCGCCGGCCCUUGUCAGUGGACAAACACGGACGGCAGGCGGACAGCUGCCCGUACGGCACCGUGUACCUCUCGCCGCCCGCGGACACCAGCUGGAGAAGGACCAAUUCUGACUCUGCCCUGCACCAGAGCACAAUGACACCCACCCAACCAGAGCCCUUCACAGGCGGGUCCCAGGACACACACCAGAAAAGAGUCUUACUAUUAACAGUUCCAGGAAUGGAGGAGACCACGUCGGAGACAGAUAAGAAUCUUUCUAAACAAGCAUGGGACACCAAGAAGGCGGGGUCCAGGCCCAAGUCCUGCGAGGUCCCCGGGAUCAACAUCUUUCCAUCCGCUGACCAGGAAAACACUACAGCCCUGAUCCCUGCCACCCACAACACAGGGGGCUCCCUGCCCGACCUGACCAACAUACACUUCCCCUCCCCCCUCCCGACCCCGCUGGACCCUGAGGAGCCCACCUUCCCCGCGCUCAGCAGCUCCAGCAGCACCGGCAACCUCGCAGCCAACCUGACUCAUCUGGGCAUCGGCGGCGCCAGCCAGGGGAUGAGCACACCAGGCUCCUCACCGCAGCACCGCCCGGCUGGCGUCAGCCCGUUGUCCCUGAACACAGAGGCGAGGAGGCAGCAGGCCCAGCAGGUGUCAUCCACCCUCUCCCAGCUGUCACCCAUCACUCAGGCUGUGGCCAUGGAUGCCCUGUCUCUGGAGCAGCAGCUGCCCUACGCCUUCUUCACCCAAGCAGGCUCCCAGCAGCCGCCUCCGCCGCAGCCCCAGCCCCCUCCACCGCCGCCACCUGCGUCCCAACAGCAGCCACCCCCGCCACCCCCGCAGGUGCCCGUCGGCCUCCCCCCAGGCGGCCCCCUGAUGCCAAGUGCCAGCUUGACACGGGGGCCCCAGCUGCCCCCACUCGCAGUCACGGUACCGUCCUCUCUCCCCCAGUCCCCCCCAGAGAACCCAGGCCAGCCACCAAUGGGGAUCGACAUUACCUCGGCGCCGGCCCUGCAGCAGUACCGCGCUAGCGCCGGCUCCCCGGCCAACCAGUCUCCCACCUCGCCUGUCUCCAAUCAAGGCUUCUCCCCGGGGAGCUCCCCGCAACUCACUCACCAAGGAGGAAGCAGAGUUGGGUCUGGGCUGCGGAUGUGUUUCCUGAGGCCUGGUGCCGCGGGUGAGCACUCCUCCACCUUGGGCAGCGUGUUUGGGGACUCGUACUAUGAGCAGCAGAUGGCGGCCAGGCAGGCCAAUGCUCUGUCCCACCAGCUGGAGCAGUUCAACAUGAUGGAGAAUGCCAUCAGCUCCAGCAGCCUGUAUAGCCCGGGCUCGACGCUCAACUACUCGCAGGCGGCCAUGAUGGGCCUCACGGGCAGCCAUGGGAGCCUGCCAGACACGCAGCAGCUUGGCUACCCCAGCCACAGCAGCAUCCCCAACAUCAUCCUCACAGUGACAGGAGAGUCCCCUCCCAGCCUGUCUAAAGAACUGACCAGCACACUGGCUGGGGUCGGUGACGUCAGCUUCGACUCCGACAACCAGUUCCCCCUGGACGAACUCAAGAUUGACCCCCUGACCCUGGACGGACUGCACAUGCUCAACGACCCUGACAUGGUCCUGGCCGACCCGGCCACCGAGGACACCUUCCGGAUGGACCGUCUGUGAGCUGCACACCCGGCACGUCGCCGCCCAGCCCCGGCUCCAUCACCCCGCCGGUCAGUGGUCCCGACGGCGUCUCCCUGAGCCCAGGGACGGCCGCGCUCCGUCCUUCGCAAACGGCCGAGCUUGUGAUUCUGAGCUUGCAAUGCCGCCAAGCGCCCCCUGCCCACCCGCCCGUCCCCCCUCCCCAGCUGUCCACCUCCCUCCGGAGGCCGCGUGUCACCCCCGCGGACCCUCCCUGCGCGUGCUCUCUCGCCCCCCACCCUGGGCCAUGAGCCGUCCCCCUGUAAGAUGCGGAAAACGUGUUGGGCAGGGCCGCCGGCCUGGAGGGGGCGCUGUGGUCCACGGCGGCGGUGGGCUGAGGUGCAUUUUCCGACUGUUUGUCCAGCUCUCACUGCCUUCCUUCGUUCCUGGUCCCCCCAUCCCAACCCGCCCGCCACCCCCAGCCCGAGGUUAGGUAGCGAGCCAGCCCCACCCUGCCAAAGGGAGAAGGUGCCAGAGAGAGGGGCAGACACAAAGUGAAAUAAACACUAUUUUGACUGCUGUCUUUUA
Neogale vison (American mink) is the source of this 2619-nucleotide messenger RNA. RefSeq names its product CREB regulated transcription coactivator 1 (gene CRTC1). Gene Ontology annotation, biological process: protein homotetramerization; positive regulation of transcription by RNA polymerase II. Gene Ontology annotation, cellular component: cytoplasm; nucleus. The record is from RefSeq and is a predicted model, not a curated record. The transcript has 16 exons. The coding region runs from base 34 to 2073 and encodes 679 amino acids. Gene Ontology annotation, molecular function: cAMP response element binding protein binding. NCBI's taxonomy places the organism in Eukaryota, Metazoa, Chordata, Mammalia, Carnivora, Mustelidae.